Messenger RNA from Xyrichtys novacula (pearly razorfish), 9263 nucleotides. The record is from the annotation of a GenBank genome assembly. NCBI's taxonomy places the organism in Eukaryota, Metazoa, Chordata, Actinopteri, Labriformes, Labridae.
AUGCGCGCUCACACCUUCAUCAAACUGUCACAACUUGGGGACGACUACAGGACCACUGUCGGUGUAAUAUCCACGCCAAACACGCAUACAGAGCGUUGACAGCUUAAAGGUAAAAUAAGCAUUUUUAACUUAAACUUACUCUCUGACUCUCAUGCUGUGUGCUUUAGUUUGUUUUAUCUCCAAAGUCAAAUCAAGGAAGUCGUAAGUUGCACUUGGAAAUAUACUGUAAACCGUUUGCUUAACACUUGAAAGUUAUACAUACAACUAUUAAAUAACACUAUGUUUAUGUACCUCUAUGUUAAAAGUUAUCAAGAGCACACAGUAAAUAUAGCAACACUUUUAAUGGCAGUAAACUUAUUUAAAGUAGCAUUAUCUUGAUGGAUAUGUGUAUUACAAUAGAAGUGAUUCCUCCUCCUGAUAAACAAAAAAGGUCACGCUCAGGUAGUUGGAAAGGGUUUUGAGAUAUAAUGUUGAUAAUUAAUCAGAAUAAUGUGUUUUAAAUGUACUGACUUAUGACCACUUCUUAAAGUUUGUCUCACUUUGGGGAAAUGAGGCUUCAUGUCGAAAAUACCUUGACUUCCUUUUUGGUACUUCAGCAAAUGGUGCUCAGAGUUUGCAGUUGCACACCAGUAUAUUUAGACUGAAAAAGUAACACCCCGUGAAUAGAGAUGAAACGUUUUUGAAUGAAUGCAGCAAGACUACGCUUUGUCGUUUCUCAAAGUGGUGUUGUGUCCUCAGUGUGGCUCAUGCUGUUUUCCUUCCCCAGAUGUGGAAGUCAGUCGUGGGCCACAAUGUUAGUAUGAAGGUGGCUGCAGAGGGGGAUGACUGGGAGACGGACCCUGACUUUGAGGUAGUCUACUCUGCCCGGAGCGCUUGGUUAUGUGGAAAAAAUUAGUGUUUGUCUUUGAUCCUCUUCUGUCUCACAUUUGUAUUUUCAGAAUGACGUAUCAGAGCAGGAGCAGAGGUGGGGGGCAAAGACCAUCGAGGGCUCGGGCCGUAAAGAACACAUCAGGUGAGUUAUGUACCUUCGUGUCUAUUAAUAAAUGACUCUUUAAGUAAUGUAGGGGAAAGCAGGCCAGAGUGGGUGCUGCGUAGAAACAGGAAGAGGAAGUGAAAAGAGCACAAGCUGUCAAGCUGCAAGACUGUCCUAAUAUGGGUAAUAUAUGAUGAUGACACACUGACAGAGAGAUUUAAACUGCUGUGCUUUCUCACCACAGACGUAGACAGGUUUUCACACUGUUGCCAUAGAUGCAGGAUUACUUCUAUCCUACGUUCAUACCAAACAGUUACUGUCAGUCAUUACCUGGCAACAGCUGAAUGUACUUGUGAAUCUAGAUUAAGGUGCUCCCUCACUCACCUCCAGUUGGUGAAACAAUGGUGGCUUUCAAGAAGCUCCAGUAGCCGUCAGAGAGGAGGCUGAAGACCCACAUCCUUUGCUUCUUGGUUGAUGGGAGGUUAGGCUGCAAUAUGGUGAACCAGCUGGUGGCUGAGACGAUGUCAACACUAAAUGCAGUCUUUGUGCCUUUAAAAUCCAAGUGGUUAGAUCAGGUCUUUUACAAGUGGAAACUGUGGGAAUAUGUUCUCAUUAUUUAAAACUAUGUUAUGAGUGAUCAAUAGUCCAGGUUUUUAUCAUUGUCAGUUUGUUUAACUCCUGUCCGGCUCGUCAGUGUUGCAGAGCUCAGAAGCAAAGUGGCUGUGGAGCACGAGCAGGUGAAGCAAAAGGAUCAGACUCCCAAAGCCUCGUACGGAUAUGGAGGGAAGUUUGGAGUCGAGAAAGACAGAAUGGACAAGGUUGGCUAGUUCUGUUUGUUCAACUCGCCUACUGCAAAUAUUUUUAUGUCUUUAAUGCCCCUACUCUGCAUCCACGCUUAUACACUACUUCUUAUUCUACUGCUGGACUACUACAACUUUAUACUGCUGCUGUAGUCUGGAUCUGUUCAUGAAUAUUUUUUGAUUGUCUAGGCGGCAUUGGGGCACGACUAUGUGGCACAAGUCGAGCAGCACUCCUCACAGAAAGAUGCAGCGAAAGGGUUUGGUGGGAAAUUCGGUGUUCAGAAAGACCGCGUGGACAAGGUAAGAACCCUGAUCUCAGGAAGUUCGUCCUCUGCUGAAUUCAUCAGUAAACGGAGAAAGUUUUUCAGUGAGUUUAGUAUGUAUUGACAUAAUUUCUAUGAGAACAUGGUUAAAAUAGAGUAAAUGUGAUGUUGACCCACUUUAUAUAACUAACUUGAUAAUUUAUUCCAUCGAAGAAACAUCAUAUUUGAAUGUAGAAAACUGUAAUUUUUUGGCUGUGGAUAACUUUAUGUUUGAGAAAAUAUACAGCUAUUUCCUCCAAACUGCAUGCAUGUAUGAGUCCUGUUAUCUUAACCUUUAUUAGUCGUCACUGUUUUCAACUGUUUCAACAUUUCAUAACGUCUGUGUGUUCAUGUGCACAAGACUCUGAUCAGACUUUCCAUAUGGGGGAAAAAAAAAACAGACACAAAGAUCAUUAGCACACUGAUUCAUAUAAUUCUCAUAACUGCAUUGAUAAACUCUAUUAACUAUUCUUUCAGCUCUCUCUGUGUAAUUCACAGCAUGUGGAGGUAUUGAUUAUAUAUUAUGUUAUGAAUUCUUAUGACAACAAAUCUUAUGCAGCUGACUUUUGACAGUUGACGUAUCCUCAAAUGUAAACAAACAGAGCUUUUCCUUUAGUUGCUUGGCUGAAAUCUAGUCCCCUCGCAAGUAUUAACACUUAUGACAUAUAAACUGUGAAUUUCGUUGUUGAUGGUCUUGUUUGCUUUUGGAUAUCAUAAAAAGGCAUUAAUAUAAAUUUCAGUCCAUUUCAUAAAUAUGAAAAAACUUUUAACAGGAGCUUUAAUAAAUUAAACUCAGUCUCCUUCUGAGAAUGACUUUGGUAUUAAUUCUUUGAUGCGUCAACUUUAUCUACACAUUUUUGAAAAAGAGAACAAAGUAAACAUGUGAGAUGCUGCAGAGGAAUAUUGAGAUUAACCACUUGCCUUGCUCCAAUUUUGGAGGUGAAUUGAUGCAAGAUAUAAACAGGAUCUUAGGUCAUGCAGAGCAACUAAAAAGUGGUCUAAUUCUGUGCAUGUUACAACACGCCUACAGCAAUGAAACUAACAAAAACUGAUCGAUCAAGAAUCAAACUUUUGUUCUGUAAGGAAACCUCAAUCAACAACAUUUGUCAAAUUUUAACAGGUUUUAAACAUCUUUGAAACAGAUGUUUAAAGAAAUGAAUGAAGCUUCAAUGUGAUCUGUUUUGUGUGUUUGUUUGUGUUUGUGCAGUCUGCUAUGGGCUUUGAGUACAAAGGACAGGUGCAGCAACAUGCCUCCCAGAAAGGUAGGACGUGUCGACCAAACUGUACUAUCUUCUUUUUGGGAUAGAUGGACAAAAUAAAACUGUUUCUGUCGUAAAAUCCAUAUUUUAUAGAUUACUCAAAAGGAUUUGGAGGAAAAUACGGGGUGGAGAAGGAGAAGGUGGACAAGGCUGCUUUGGGCUACGACUAUAAAGGAGAAACUGAGAAGCACCAGUCACAGAAAGGUGAGACUGAGCUGAAUUUUGUUUCUUUUUUUUUUACCUUGAACAUAAAAAAUGCUUGAUUUUGGAUUUUAAUUUCAAUAGACUAUGCUAAGGGAUUUGGAGGAAAAUACGGGGUGGAGAAGGAAAAGGUGGAUAAAGCUGCUUUAGGCUACGACUAUAAAGGAGAAACUGAGAAGCACCAGUCACAGAAAGGUGAGUAGAUCACAUCGUAGCUUUCACUCUUUUUACCUUUUCAUCUUAUAUUCCUUUUUCUGUGUUCUUUGCUUUGAUUGGUUGGUUCUAUAUCCAGUUUACUCAAAGGGCUUUGGAGGAAAAUACGGUGUUGAGAAGGAGAAAGUGGACAAAGCUGCGUUAGGAUAUGAUUAUAAAGGAGAGACAGAGAAACAUCAGUCACAGAAAGGUUAGGAAACAGCCACAUGUGUGCGUUUAUAUUAAUAACUUCUUGAAUGUCAGCAUAACCAGAUUUAUUUGUUUUCAGAUUACUCAGCAGGUUUUGGAGGCCGCUAUGGAGUACAGGCAGACCGCAUGGAUAAGGUCAGUCACAGAGCUGUAGCUUCUUCUUAUUUUGAUCAAUCUGGAGGUGAUUUCUCUGAUUUAUUGAUAAGAUUUUACUCAUAAUCUGAGCAAAGAGUAUUUCUAUCACAUCAUCACUCAGCUUUAGGUUUAAAAGAUAUAAAGAUAAGGCGGCCUAAAUGAUCAUGUGACAACACUGUCAAAGAGAUCAUCACUAUAUUUUAUGUAAACUAGCAUCAACAGUGAUUGUUGUUGUUUUAGCCCUUAUGAGUGUCCUAUAACUGUGAGAGAUUAAUGCGGAGAGCUUCAAGGUUAUAUGAGACAACUUGGCUGUUUGUUAUGGCAGAAGACAGGGUGAUAUUAGGUAACAUAAAAGUUGGUAUUACCAGAAUGAAGCAUUAGUGUUACAUAGAUAUGGUUGUAAUUUUAUAAAAAUAAAGCGGCAAAAGGAAAAAAAGCUCAAAAUUUACACGAAAAAUGUUCUGGAUCCGAUUUAUUAAUCGAUAUAAUCAGAAUCAGGAUAAUCUGUGAGUCCAGGUGCUGAUUUACUGAGAAAUUAUGAUACAGUUACCAAUGAAACUUAAAUUUAGACAUAACUUUAUAAGAUGCUCCCAGAAUUUCCCAGUUUGGGAUCAAUAAAGUAUAUCUAUCUAUCUAUCUAUGCUCUAUCUAACCUAGUUUAGUGCAGGUCGCUGGCUGCUCUUUUGUCAUUCCCCUUCAAAAUAAGAUACAGGCUUUAAAUAGACCAUAAUUAAACUUUAUUAACAUAAAGCAAAAACUUAAUCUCUUAUAAUUUUACAGCUUAAUUCUGAUAAAUUUAUGAAGUUUCCUGUUACGUCUUUAUUGUUGUAAAUUGAAAACUUUUUCCUUUAUAUGUAAAAAUGCCUUUAUUCACAUAAAUUUACAAUAUUUCCUCUUACAACUUUAUUCUUGUGAGUUUUCAUAUUUUUCUUGUAAAAUUUACAUCUCUACAAACAAUCAUGAAGUUUUCUCAGACAUCUAAAUUUUAAACGUGACUUAAUCCUUGUUCGUGUAAAUGUUUUUCUCAUAAAUCCACUGUUUCUCUGGUGGAUGAAUUUAAAAAGUUAUUUAUGGCUUUAUUCUUAUGAAUUUAUGACUCCACGCUCAUAAACUAACUAUGUUUCUCUAACCACCUUGUGCUUGUAAAACUACAUACUUCUCUUAUAACUUCCUAAAUUUAUGCAUAAACAUAUUUUUGGUUCUGUCUAACAUUUUCAUUUGUGUCAGAUUUGUACUUCUAGUAAAUUUGUCAAUUCUUGUUCAUUAGAUUUUUUUUCUCAAAAAUCUUUUUUGUAAAUGUACAGUUGUAUUGUGAAAACCUCAGUUUAAUUCUACUGUAUUGUGAACUUCAUACUGUGUUGCAGCAUAAAUACUGUUGAUCAAGUUGUGGAGCUUCUGUUACAAACUUUCUGUUGGUGUCUGUUUGGGCGCCCCCAUGUGGACAAAGUGAUACUUCUUAUCUCUUUGUUGAUUUUGCCCUGUAUGUGUGUUAGUUGUGUCUUUGACAAUAGCAUGCUGUUAAUCAUCAGGUCUGGGACCGCCUCAGACUGCGGUGACAGACAUUAUGAAUCACUGUGGGUUAACAGACUUGCUGCUGAUGAUCACGUCUACUUGUCCGUCAUCGCUGAUCUUUUCAGUCUGUUUCAUCAGACUGAACCAGCUCACAGCUCCUCUCUGAGGCUUUAAAUGAGGUGUUGCACAUAGAUUGCUGAUAUUAAUCUACUUCAUGGCUUAUUCCUGUCUUAACCUUGAGCUCCUGUUCUUACCUGUUUGUUUUUACAAGUGAAUGUGGGCUCUGACUGUGAGCCAGAACAAACUGGUUAUAUACAGCAGCUGAGAGGGAAGAUAAGCAGCAAGCUUUAAGAUGUUGGAGCAAGAAAAUGUUUGACAGAUCAGUCUUCACAACUUACUUUUGAUCAUCUCUCAUUUUACAAACUCAUCCUUCUAGCUUCAGACGUCAUUUAAAAGUUAAAAAGUUUAUUUUGUUCCCCUCCUUUUUUAAGAGUGCGGCUGGCUUCUCGGACAUAGAGUCUCCCACCUCUGCCUAUGAGAAGACACAACCCAUAGAGGCCUGUAAGUCCAUCUUUCCACCAACAUAUCAGCAAUACUGUGAAAUCUAAACUAUUAAAGCCACUCACACUGAGUUGUUCGGACUACUGGGAACUAAGUUUAAGUCUUUACUGAAUCUCUGUGUUCAUUUUCUGCGCAAACCAGCAAGUUCAGGAGCUGGAAAACUGAAGGCACGUUUUGAGAACUUGUCCAAGGCUUCAGAAGAGGAGAACAGGAAGAAAGCAGAAGAAGAAAGAGCGAAGAGGCAAGCCAGAGAGAGCCGAGAGCGAGAGACAGCCAAACGCAGGCAGGAGGUAACAUGUAAUAAGAUAAACAUGUAAACCGGUCCAAAAUCAGCUGGAGUCAGUAUUCAUCAUGAUGUAGAUUAUUUUCGUUCCCUGUAGGAGGAGAGCAGAAGAGAGCAGGACAUUCAUCCUCCACCUGUCCCAGCUACAGAGUACACUAUGCCACAACUGGAGGUACAUGAGCACAUGCCAGAGAUACGAGAAAUGCCAGAACCAGAACCAGAACCAGAACCGGAGGUACAAGUCUUUAAAUAUCUAAUGAUUGCACUAACAACUCUACCUGAUUUAUCUGUUUAUAGGAAAUAUUCUGAUAUACCAUCAUUACAUUCACAUUUAGAGCUCAACCACUGCCAUGUAUCAAACAAAUAACAAACUCAAAGUGCCAAUGAAUCAAAAAUGAGGGCCGAGAACAAAAACUUAUCUGGGUUUUCCGCUCGUACGGCUGAUGAUGAACUAAGUGUAUUUACUGUAGUAUCAUAACAUUGAAUAUAUAAAAUGUUGUUUACAAAAGGAACCAGAGUAUGAAGAGCCACCUGCUCUGCCUCCACGCUCUGAGGACUACCUGGAUGAAGACGACGACGCUCCGCCAUUACCAGACAGGUCAGUGAGUGUGGACGAAGAGGAGGAGGACAAAGGAGACUAUGAGGAACUUGUUGAACCACCUCCUGCACCAAAAGGUUUGUGUCUCACUGUCAGUUUGAUGUUAAACCAAGUUUUUACAGUAUAAUUCAUUCUUUCAUCUUCUCUUACAGCGGACGAGAACGACUAUGAAGACCUGACGUGUGGCCAGCAGGCAGUAGCAAUUUAUGACUAUGAAGGAGGUGUGUCACUCUCUACGCUCUUCUGAUCAAAACUCUUCCUAUCAUUGAGAACUUACUGCUCACUGUCUGUCCCCACAGAGGCUGACGACGAGAUCUCAUUCAACCCAGAUGAUGUCAUCACCAACAUUGAGAUGAUCGACAAGGGCUGGUGGAAGGGACAGUGUCACGGACGCAUCGGCCUGUUUCCAGCUGCUUAUGUUCAGUUGAUGGACUGAGCCACAUGCUCAGCAGGUUCCUGCACAAUCUUAAGUUUUUAAAGUUUAAAUCAAAAUAAGACCGUUUUACGACUGCAGAAAGAAAAAAAAUCACUGCAUUUUUGUACUGUCUUCUAUGAGAAUGAUUCCUGUACUUUCUAUCACUGAGCUUAAAACUAAACAGACUUACAACAUGUAUCAGCAAAGUUGAAAUGAAGUUUUAUGAUUGAGCUUUUCAUGUUGACCAUUUUUGUCCAUUUUUCAUCCAUACAGUUGCAUUAAGGCUAUUAUUGUUUAACACCCUUAACUUAAUGUAUAUGUUCAUGACAUAGACUGUAUAUACUAUGGACAACUUGGUUCCGCCUUCCGCCAGUAUAUAGAUUUGAAGCCGAAAAGCUCUCGGUAUUUCCGUGAUUUUUCUCCAUUUCCUGAAACCAACAUUGCGCAGGAGUGUUGUACGCACUUUAUCACUUGCGAAGUAGCAUUGUACGCAUUCGGCGGGAGAGUUGCCGAGAGUCGCCAUGAUGUCGCUCUGCUCAAACAGUGUAUCUCCCGGGAGAGCUAUGCAACCUUUGUAUGCCAAUAGGCUGUAUCAAGUGUCAAUCAUAGAAAACUUGAACCCCCUCAUAACUCUUAAAAAUGGAGCUGUACAGAAAAAAGAGGACUUGAGCACAAACCAGUCUGACGAUAACAUGUCAACAUCGCAAGCAGAGUGGAGGAAAAUGUAUAUUCUGUGUAAUAAAUUUCUAAAGGUCGUCCAAAGCCCCAUAAGCUUUGCCAGCGGAGGCGGGAUUUAUGACCUAUACUGCAGCACGUCACCAGAGGGUGAUGUUCUUGGGGUGGCUUCACCCAGCGAGGAGGCAGACGGCGUUCAUUCUAUGGUGCAUGAUCAUACUGUGCCACCAUUCUGCUCACAAAGUCAGUGAUUCAAACCGUUAAUGUAAAUCUGGUCUUUUGAGUACUUUGGCUAUUUUUUCUAUUAAACUUGACAUGUCUGUUGCCGGGCAGAUUACAGGUGAGCAUAUGAUACUGAAGUUUCAAAGCUUGUAUUAUGUGAAUGACCCACACAGCUUCAUUCUGAGGAGCUUGUCAUACUGUUUUCUAGGUCUGAAUCUUCAUUUUUUUCAGUACAAAGCUUUCGAGCUUCAUCUGGCCAUCACUAGGGUAACAUAGAGAAACAUCCUGAUCAGAUAUGAUGGGAAGGAAGUAAAAAGUGUGAAUAGACAAGAAAACUGCAGCCUGACUCCAACGAUAUUGUGAUUUAUUAUUGACGAUACAAACCAUUGAUCUGUCAUUUUGGAGAUCAACAAGUCACAACAAAGGGCUGGGAUUAAGACAAGCUGAAGGUCAUGUACAGUAUAAUUUGCACAAGCUUUACUUCCUCAAAACUUGUCCCAACAUAAGAUGACGCUGCUCUCCUGCAAGAAUAAACAUCUUCCUGCAGUGAGUCACUUCAAGUUCUGCCAAACCACAAACCCCGAUCCACUGAAGAGAACGAGAUCCAGCAGCAGGAAUAACAGAAAUCAUGUAUAAAAGAAUACAUGAUAUGAUGCACACUAUGUUUCUGCAUCAAAAGUCUUUAAGUCCUUGUGUUUCCUCCUUUGGCUCACCAGGAGAUCCCCUUCUUCUUCUUCUUGCCCUGGCCGCCCUUCUUUGCCAUCCGCUUGCCUUUCAGUUUCUUUGCCUGUCGCUGAUUCAUCCACACGGGGUACUGACCGUUUUCAUCCAACAACGUCGCCUUGUUACGCUUGCUGUCCAUGUCCAUCUUCCCCUCUGUAUGUAACACACAGAAAAAGAUUAAGGAGAACGAUGUAAAAAAAAA